Molecule: messenger RNA, 4830 nt
Organism: Pseudomyrmex gracilis
Lineage: Eukaryota; Metazoa; Arthropoda; Insecta; Hymenoptera; Formicidae
Product: transmembrane protein 94
Exons: 25
Coding region: 227-4366 (1379 amino acids)
Molecular function (GO): nucleotide binding
Source: RefSeq, a predicted model, not a curated record
CCUUGCCCGCGAAUUUUCACGCAAUCCUUCCGACAACCGUUCCUCUGCACCUGUGCGCGCCUGUGGUGGCACCUUGCACCUGUCGGACUCUCUGGUCGUUCGCUGUGGUCUUCGAGAUCUCUCGCUUGCGGAACUUCCCCUAUGUGGUUUGUUCACAGACGCCCGUCGCGUUACGGAGUGAGAUUCUGAUCAGCAACGCCGGAGAACACCGUUACAUAUCAAAGAAAUGGAAGACGAACGACUCACUAGCAAAGAUACCGAGGAAGACAAGUGCGGAGACAAGCCCAAGGAAAUUCUGGGCUUGACCACCAGAGCAGCUUUGAACACGCUUCAUCGCGAUGUUAAGCGUGUUCUGCAGGAAUACGAAGAGGAUCAUAGGAAAAACAAAAAGUACAGAGCUUGGCUCAAGGAUGUCUUGCAUCAUCGUAGUCAAUACACAAUGCUCUGCUGGACCUCAGCACUUGCUCUUCUGAUCAAUGCUGUUAUUCUCAUAGCUGCAUUCUUCACACUCAAUGAAAAUUGGUAUUCUACACUGCCCUAUGAAGGACUGAUAGUCUGUUGUUUAGUAGUAUUUAAUUUUAUUUUAGUAGUUUUGGAUAACAAAUUGCGACACAACGAGAUCCCUCACAGAGUAAAGAUUCUUCUUGAUCAACUUGACAUUGCACGGUCCACAUGUCGAUGGCGACCUGAGAACUAUCCACAUCUGCUCAGUCCGCAAUCACCCUGCCUGACUCUGCAAUGGACAUACCGCGAUGGCAAGAUAGUCAAUCUACCAUGGGCGCUGCUAGUUGCCGGUGAUAUAAUUGUAAUGAAGCCGGGUCAACAAGCACCUGGAUAUUGCGUGCCGUACAGUGAUCUCGAAGCACCAGUGUUACACGCCAGAGAGACCUACAGCCAACCGGUACACCCCACCAGUGAGAUUUUCUCCAUGCCGCAGUCACGCGUCCCGUUGAAAAACAAAAUCUACAAGCUGCAGGAAACGCCGUACUUGACAAAUCUGAGGAUGGCCUUGGAUCAGGCGCUCGACCGACCGGUUACUUACUACAAUCGCAAGCGUCACUUGCUGAUGAUCUGCUGCAUUGAGCACGUAGCCUAUCCGAUACUGCUGAUCAUCAUCCUCGUGGUGAAUCUGCUGCGUUAUCUCUAUCCAACGGAUUACUUCAGCACCGGUCACUGGAGCGAGAUGUUCCUGUUGCAACCGAUCGCCGUAACUUUGCCGUUGUUGCCAUUGGUAUUUCCCGCUUGUUGGAUAUUUCUCAACUGCUUCGGCAUGGCUCGCUUCAAGGCGCUGUUCAAACUCUACUUGUCUGAAAAAAAGCUUCAAGAAGUAGAUCCUUUCGAAGACGCGGACAUCAACGGUCCGACUCAUCCGGAAGUGGUGUACAACUGGCUUGAGCUCAAGAAGUACUUCUUCGACAUUCUCUGCGGCAGGGAGCACAUGAUGUCAAGAUCAGCCAGUAUCUUGCACGUUCUGGGCUCCGUAACUGCGUUAUGCUGCGUGGACAAGAAGGGAAUUCUGUCGUGGCCUAAUCCCACGGCGGAAAAAGUCUUCUUCUUGCGCAACGCCAGUACUCUUUCACCGAGUUCAAGCACCAACAGCAUAAACAAAACAGUCGACAAGAAUCAGGAUUCCGAACAGACCAAGGCGACUUCUGACAAAUCGUACAUUCAACACGAUAUGUCGCACUCCAUCGCCGAAGUGUUGGAUCUCACGCAUGAUCACGCGCUGCCGUUUCGCUUGCAAUUCGACGAUCACUCGUGGCGGCAACAUCUGAACUCCCUGAAACCGCUCGGUCUGGCGAUUCUUCUCAACACGUGCAAUAUGGACACGCAGGAGCACUACAUGCAGUUCUGUUGCCACGUUACGUGCGAAGCUCUCUGCAACGAGAAUCUAGUUCCCGUGAUAAACAGACGAUGUCUGUGCGAACUCGCGAAACAAAUCGGCUUCCAGGAUCAAGCUCAAAAGAUCUUCCAAUUAGAGCAACAACUAUGCACAUUUAGACACGUACAACCCGAAAUGGUCAGGCGGGACAUAAAAUUCGCGCGUUCGCUGAGCAUCGCGACGAAGCUGAAGUUCCCGUUCCCGCACAUGGUUGCUGUGGUCAUGAAAGAGCGAACUGGCGGCGGCCUGCAGUUGUUAACGCAAGGAACAGCCGAUAUUAUUCUCGACUCGUGUAUCGAAUACUGGGACGGACAUGAUCUCUGCCCUCUUUCCGCGUCGGAUAGGAAAAAAGUGCAAGACUUCUAUCAGAGAACAAGCUUGACGUCUUAUUGCACCGCGUUCGCUUAUCGACCGUUGACGCGCGCGAUAAGCGACAAGAUGUCGGAGAUAUACCUGGAGCUUCCUGCGGACAGCAAGCAUUUGUACACACCCCAUCGAAGUCCGACACCCUUACCCUGGGAUUUCAGGAACGUUCUCGACCCCAGAGUGCGUGGGAUACUCGGACAGUUUCAUUCGACAGAUUCUCUGUUGUGCAACGAAAGCAAAGACGAAGACGUGAACGACGUCGAAGGUUGUUUCGAGGUUCAGUGCAAUCAAGUCUUCAUCGGAAUGGUCACGAUGCAAUAUCAGGCGCAGACGGAUAUGGUGCAGCUGAUCGAGCAACUAGACAGAGCUUGCAUAAGAUUCGUUCACUUUAGCAAAGAGAACGAACUGCGCUCGCGUGUUUUCUCAGAGAAAAUGGGCUUGGAGAGCGGCUGGAACUGUCACAUCUCGUUACUCAGCGAGGGAGUCAGGUCCGAGAGUCCAGUGGGUUGGUGGGUGAGCCAGGCAGCAGCCAUGUACUCACCCACUCCCUCACCAAUGGCCCAAUCUCAACAGCCUAAUUACUCCUGCAUGGAUGAGGCCAGCCACUUGCUUAAUCGUGUCUUACCUCGCAACAACCUGACCAACAGUCGAGCGAUGAGCAUGUCGGCUCCAAGCGCCAUCAACACGGACUUCGUGACGGUGAAGUUCGACGAUGAGACUACCGAGUGGAACAACACGGGGACUUCGCAGGCCAAAAGCGCCAUGAGUCACAGGGAGCAAGAUACUGUGAGAAGCGAGGACAGCGUGCUGGUGCAGAGCGUUGACUUGGGAUCUGGUCAGGAAGCCUGGAGAUCCUUGAGCUGCCUCACCGACAGUACCGAGCAAAGCGCGCCCGUCAAUUUUGAUCUAUCGAACAGGGCCAAAUUGCCGAGAGGCAUAGAGAAGAUACGUCCGCACAUUGAACUCAUAGACAACGUUCCUCUGCUCGUGUCUCUGUUCACCGACUGCACAACCGCGGUGACGCGCGAGAUGCUGCACAUAAUGCAGGAUUACGGCGAGGUGGUCUGCGUUCUCGGCUCCUCGGCCAAUGCCGAGAACAUGCCGAUCUUCAUGCAAGCCGACGCCGGAGUGGCAGUGGAACCUCUGUAUCCCCAAGUGUGCCAAAAGGUGGCUGUGUUGGUGCCCACCACGGGGGAUCAGGGAAUCUCGCCUGUCGAUCUCAGCAGAGCGCUCAACUCCGUCGCGUGCUCGCUGAGCGUUAAACGCGAGGAUCCCGUGGCUAUUUUCCAUCUUAUCAUGGAGGCUCGUCACUACAUGAGGAGUUUGUGGAACUGCAUGCAAUUCUGGCUGUGCUGUUCGAUCACAGUCGCGUUCACGUCCAUCCUGUCCGCGUUUAUGUUUCUGCCACCGUUACUCUCCAUCGAUCAGGUGCUCUGGCUUUGCUGUCUGAUAAUUCCCAUGUUGUCGAUAUCAAUGAUCGCCACGCCGAUCGAUUCGACGAUAAUGCAACGCGCGACCGGCAAGAAUCAGUGCAUUGUCAACGGAGAGGUCAUGCUGUUUGUGCUGUGGUGCUACGGCGUCAAGUUUCUGCCCACGGUGAUCACGGUGAUUCUGUCGCAGUGCAUCUCGUUCCUGACACUCUGUCCUAUCUAUGCGUCGCAGAAUUCUAACAAGUGCCUGUACAUAUAUCCAGAUCCGCGGGACCAAAUAUGGGGCGGUUGGGAUAGCAAACCCCUUGUCAUUCUGGCCGUGCAACAUUUCGCCCUCACUCUUAUAGUUUUGCACUUCGUUACCAUAUCUGUCAGUUUUGUGCAUAGAGAAUACUCGAUAUGGAAGAAAAAUCCUAUAACUAAUUGCACCUGGUUUCUCAGCGUGUUUAUUGUAUUGUGCAUACAGGCUGCGUUCUCCGGUGUGGUGUUCGGCAGAUUUUGGAAGGAAGAAGGCAAAAAGAUCGAAAACUCAUCACUGCACGUGCCAUUGUUCUUCUUGCUUUCAAUUCCGCUGACGUUCGCGAUAAACGAAUUGGUCAAGUGGCAAGAGAUCAAAGUGAACGUUAGAUAUCAGAAAAGAGCCCGUUUAGAAUUCGGAACGAAAUUAGGAAUGAAUUCGCCGUUUUAAAUUGUAUACUCUAAGAAACUGGAAGUCGGUCUUGUUUCCAUAGUUUUUUAAUAAUGUUGCUCUACAAUACAUAUAUGUAUAUAUUUUUUUCAGCAAGAUGACAAAAAUCAAUAUACAUGUAUAGAGUGCAUUGUUUGCUUCGGGCGGGUCAGUUUGUCUUUUAUUGUUAUAGUUAUAACAUGUGAAAUGCUCGCACACAGACACAAAAUUGUUCCUACAAAACAAAAUAGUAAUUUUUUUUAUUUAUAGCAAGUGUAGAUUAUCAACGUCCGUUUUCUCCAUGUUCGCGAUAACUUAAUCGAUCGAUUGCUAAUCAAUUGCGAUUGGUUAUUUCGGUCAAUCAACCAAUAUGAUUGUGAUCGGCUCUAACGAGGACAAUCGAUCGAUUAAGUCAUCAAUCUCGGAGAUGAUGGAAAAACGGGCAUAAGGAUGUCAAAGUGACUAAUCCAUAUCCUGCAAGAUUU